GAAAGCAUCAAUAAGUUUAAAUUCAUGGAUAUUGUAUAAUCUACCGUUGGUGGACAGACAGGCACGGCAGCACAACAACUCUUGCCUAGAGCCGGAUUGGCUUGGAUUUUCCGGCGAUCAACAUGACUACAAUUAAGCUGGAGUUAGACGCUGAGGAGCCGCAGGCGUGCCGUAUCUGCCUAGUUACGGACGUGAAAUUGUUCGGGAUCUACGAACAACGUUUGGAUACAGCUUUCCUGGAUAUUACGGGAACGACGCUAUCAGCGGGUGACGGGCUGCCGCGACUGCUGUGUGCGGAGUGCGCGUCGGGUCUCCGCCGGAGUCUCGACCUGCGGCUGCGGAGUCGCCGCGCGCACGACAUACUCGCACAGUGUCUCGCUGAACAGCAUUACAUCACUACAGACUACAUCCGCGGGCUAGACCGGGUGUCUCUCUGCCUACUACCUGCGGAGGAUAAGGAAGAGGUAGAGGAGCCCUGCGCGCCGGAGCCUUACCAGCCCAGCCUUCAGGACUACCUCGACGACGAUAUCUCUAAUGACAGCUCCCAACUUCUGUCAACAUUCUGCACUCGUAACCUGCGCCCCCUGGCGGACGUGAAAAACGACGGCUACAUAGAACUCCCGGUCGUCGGCGAGAUGGUGGAACUGGAUGAAAAACUGGGGGAGAUGAAACCGGUGGGGAUUAAGAGGGAGCGAGGGGUGAAAAGGAAAAAGGAGAAGGUUAAAAAGGAGAAGAAAAAAGGGAAAAGUAGUAAAAAACGGAAGUCAAUAGAAGAGGAACCAGAAGUGAAAGAAGAAAAGCCGGGCGUGGAAUGGGUGGCCAAGAAGAAGACCCCCUACAAGCGAAAAAAGAAGGGCUUCAAGCGGUACUUUAUGUGCGAAGAGGAUUACGCCAAGUUCGAGGAGCGGUACAAUAUACAGGUGGUCCGCCUAUCAGAAGAGGAACAGUUGCGCGAAAUGGCGGCACGCAAGGAGUCUGAAAAUUAUCAGCACGCGCUCGUCCGCUGCGAAAAGUGUUACAAGGGGUUCCUGUCUAUGUUCACCUAUGAGAACCAUAUCAAAGUGCAUGAUCCGGCUCUGGGUCCCAACGAGUGCCACUUUUGUUUCUGCCGCUUCAAGUGGCCGAACAAACUACGAACACAUCUCAUCGAAUGCCACCAGCUCAAAUACGUUUGCAAGGAGUGCAAGCUGGUGAUCCGCGGGCGCUACAUGGCGGUGAUGCAUGCGCAGUUCCACGCUGGAAAGACCUGGGAGUGCAGACACUGCCCCCUCACCUUCAAAAAACAAUCAACAUUCUACACACACUUACGAAUAAACCACUCGACCCAGAACGCGUUAGGAGGCACCUGCGACAUCUGUGGAGAGACUUUCACGGGCGCCAUGGGACUACGUAUGCACAAGACUCAGACACACAAUAAGAAAGAAAUAAAGGCGCUGAAAUGUACAAUAUGCAAGAUACAGUUUGAGAACAAGGAAGCACUCGAUCGACACUUUCAGCCCCACAACGACUGUGAUCCGAAGUUGCGGUUCUGCGAGACUUGCGGGUGCUCGUUCGCUGACGAGGACCAGCUCAGUCUUCACCGGCAGCGCGUGCACGGCGUAGAAAUUUACAAGUGUGACGAUUGCAACAAAUCAUUUUUAUCAAAGUCCUCACUAUCAACUCACAUCGACCGCGUGCAUCUGAACAUAAAGCCUCGCUUCCGGUUCUACAACUAUAAGAAGAGCGCGCGGCCCGGCGUCAAGCUCGAUUACAUGUGCGAGACUUGCGGGAAAGCCUACACGUGUUUCGCGCUCCUGAAGACGCAUCAGAUGACCCACACAGGCGAGCGGCCGUUCAAAUGCUCGCUCUGUCCGAAGAGCUUCAUCACCGCCUCACAGCUUAAGGGACACCGAGACAGCUUCCACGCGCGUAUAAGGAAGUACCGUUGCCCGCAGUGCCCCAAAACGUUCCUUAGACAGUCUUCCAUCUAUAAACAUCGCCUGAUACACACGGGUGAAAAACCAUACGAGUGCAGCAUAUGCAGCAAAGCGUUCACACAAUCGGGCUCUCUCACCACGCACGUCAAAUACGUGCAUAUGAAGCUCAAGCCGCCGCCGCGGAAGAGGAACAAGAUCGACAAGGCGUAUUAGAUGUAAUAUAUUAUUUAUUUAUUUAUUAGAAA
Leguminivora glycinivorella is the source of this 2161-nucleotide messenger RNA. RefSeq names its product zinc finger protein 723-like. Gene Ontology annotation, molecular function: zinc ion binding. The record is from RefSeq and is a predicted model, not a curated record. The transcript is spliced from 16 exons. Bases 123 to 2129 code for a protein of 668 amino acids. Gene Ontology annotation, cellular component: nucleus. Lineage: Eukaryota; Metazoa; Arthropoda; Insecta; Lepidoptera; Tortricidae.